Molecule: messenger RNA, 2069 nt
Organism: Theobroma umbraticum
Lineage: Eukaryota; Viridiplantae; Streptophyta; Magnoliopsida; Malvales; Malvaceae
Gene: SIGF
Product: RNApolymerase sigma-subunit F
Biological process (GO): regulation of DNA-templated transcription; DNA-templated transcription initiation
Molecular function (GO): DNA-binding transcription factor activity
Source: RefSeq, a predicted model, not a curated record
UUCUCAGCAGGGCGGUGCUCAGCUUCUUCUUCUUUAUCUACAGACUGCGAAGCUUAAAGCUCUAGCUUUUGAACGCACAUUCUCUAUAAAGCAACCAAGCAAACACACACAUACCCAGAAGAACGAACCUAAUAAUGUGUAAGAUUACGUUGUAGAGCAAAACAAUAGUUACAUUUCCGUCAAUGGAAGCUGCAAGGAAUUUGCUUUCUGCUCCUCCUACUUUUUCGACAAGAACCCAACUCAAAAGUUCUGUCUUUUCAACACCAUCUUCUUCAGUUUUGAUGUUUCAUGAGCAAGCAGCUCCUUCAGCAACUUCUAUUUCGAUUACUUCUGUAGCUAGGCAUUUUCCUACAUCAGUUCUUUUACAAGAGCAGCGUGAUGACUAUAGACCUCUGCCUGUCUUGCACUUCUUUAAGGAAGAUAAAGCAUACCCGGGAGCAACAGACAAACAGCAGAUUGAGAAUGGGCCAUCACUUAAUGAAGAGAAGGCCUCCUACAACUUUGGCGAGUUGGGAUUUGAAAAGAAAUUGCUCCAGUGGCCUGAUUUAACGCAAUUAUUGUCACUUUUGGAAUCAGAGGAGAAUCCAUUAUCUACUUCGAAUAUGCAGUUUGUUGCAACUGAUACCAAGGAGAUUAUGGAUGUUGAACCAAGUAAUAUAGUUGCCCUUGCUAAGAAGGCUUUGUCAGCAUCUAAACAAGCUGCAUCAUUGGCUGAGGACCUCAAAUUAGAUCUUGAUGAUUCACUUUCUAAUAGUUUGGGGUCUGCUAAUUCGUCUACUUUGCCAGUUGAGGAGGAGGAAGUAGUUACUGUUAGGUCAACCAGACGUUUAGAGAGACAGUCUAAACGAAGGAGGGUGCAACCUAAAGUUACAAUUCGUGAGACCUACAGUUCACGAAGGACGGAUGUAAGAAGAAAGUUGAGUAAAGGCUUUGAUCCUAAUGAUUCCCUUCGAUUGUUCUUGUGGGGUCCUGAGACAAAACAACUCUUGACUGCUAAAGAAGAGUCUGAAUUGAGUAAUCAAGUACAGGAUUUGAUGAGAUUAGAGAAGGUGAAGAGUAAGCUUCAAUCUCAGUUCGGGCGUGAACCAACCUUGGUUGAAUGGGCUGAAGCCACAGGUCUUAGUUGUUCAGCCUUGCAGGCAGAACUCCACUCUGGAAACAGCAGUCGGGAUAAAUUGAUCUAUGCGAAUUUGCGCAUGGUGGUUCACAUUGCUAAACAAUAUCAGGGCCGUGGUCUUAGCCUUCAGGAUCUGCUGCAGGAGGGAAGUAUGGGUCUUAUGAAAAGUGUUGAGAGGUUCAAACCACAAGUUGGAUGCCGAUUUGCCACCUAUGCCUAUUGGUGGAUAAGGCAAACAAUUAGGAAGUCCAUAAUGCAACAUUCCAGAACCAUUCGUUUGCCGGAGAGUGUGCAUACCCUUUUGAGCAAAGUAUUGGAUGCAAAAAAAUCAUACAUUCGAGAAGGAAAUCAUUGUCCUUCCAAAGAAGAACUAGCAAGACAUGUUGGAAUUACAGUUGAGAAGUUGGAUAAGUUGCUAUUCACAACAAGGAUGCCACUUUCUAUGCAACAAUCUGUGUGGGCGGACCAGGAUACCACCUUUCAGGAGGUAACGCCAGAUACUGGUAUUGAGAUCCCAGAUGUUAGUGUGGCAAAGCAACUGAUGAGGCAGCAUGUGCGCAACCUUCUAAGUGUUCUCAGCCCGAAAGAAAGGAGGAUAAUCAGGCUAAGGUUUGGUAUUGAAGAAAGCAAGGAGAAUUCUCUGUCUGAGAUAGGAAACAUGUUCGGAUUAUCUAAGGAAAGGGUGAGGCAGCUAGAGAGCCGGGCGUUAUACAAGCUCAAGCAAUGCCUCAACAAACAUGGACUUGGUGCAUAUGUAGAUUUGCUUGUUUAGAUAUUGAAACACAGACAUAUUCUCUUUAGAUUCAUCGGUUCAUCCAAGGGCAAGAGUGAAAUCCGUUAAGCUUAUGGCAGCUGAAGGGUAUGGCCUAAAGCCUUCAACCGCUUAAAAUGCUUCCACAUUGUAAUCUGACAAUGAUGUUUUUUUGUUAAUAAAAUAAAUUGUAUCCCUGUA